AAAAUCGCAUGCUUAUGAAGAACUACCAGCAAAAGUGUUACGAUCCGAAUAAACGGCUCCCAUACAAAUGAACAAGAUUCGUCAUUAAAUAUCCUAAGACUAAACCAGCACCCAGAACCGCUCCCGUUACAGCCCACGGUUCCGACAGUGACUGUCACUAUGCAUGUAAAAAAAGAUGCAUUUUCAUCCUCCCAUCUCAAACGGUGUUGACUAACCAUCCCCAAUUCAUUUUGCCAAUCCCCGCGAUUGCGGCGUGAUUUAAAGACAUUUGACAAGACGCCACUCCCUGCCAGACCAAGACGGCGGCGAUACUAUGAGAUCGGGGUCGCUUGUUGUUGACUACGGCUGCGGCAAGGAAAUAUAUCACAUCCCCCGAAAAGAAGGCAGAUCUGCGCGCAGCUCGAAGCCUGUCUGCCCGACACCGCGGGGCGGCUGCUGCAGCAAACAGCGGCGAUGCGGCUUUUAUUUUAACGGGAAUCGGUCCUAACGGAGGACGCUGGAAACGGGAUCACCGACGUCCUUACGGGUUAUAGCCGAUCGUAUUAACGGGGGCUGCAGGGAAGAGGAUGAGCCUGGACUCCCGCUGGAGACCCAGUGAGGUGACUUGUGACAUCAGGGUGAAGGCUUUGCGAUGACACUGCUCUGAACUGGGUGACUGAGCUCAGCAGCACAGCUCUUAAUGUGGCCGGUGGCCCCAUCGUUUUGCAUUGAUGUCAGAUAAUUACUGUCACCCAGGAGAACCCUCGGAUUAAAUUAAUUUGCAUCACUUCAAGAGGCAUAGAAUUCGUCUGCUUUUUUGCUAUCUGGAUUUUUGCAGUCUCAAGUUUCAGGACAAAGUAUGUCAUCUGCAUCCUUCCACGGAAUUCUACGCCCGCUUGUGAUCGCCAUCUUUGUUUUGGGUUCUUUCGUCACUUUGUUUUUUAUGUAUUUCAAACCGUCGACCAACUGGCUCUCAGGCCCAAUUGAAUCCGCGACAUCAGCUCUUAAGGUGAAGAAUCUCUUUUCUGCAAAGAAGGAGCUGAAUCGCACCAUUAUUUUGAUCUGGCUGUGGCCAUUUGGUCAGACCUACGAUUUAAGUUCUUGCACUUUAUUCAACAUUGAGGGAUGUUACUUAACGGCCGAUAGGAACUUGUACAACAAGUCCGAUGGGGUCAUCAUCCACCACCGAGACAUAAGCAGUGAUUUUUCAAACCUGCCAUUAACACAGCGUCCAUCUUUCCAGAAGUGGGUGUGGAUGAAUCUUGAGUCACCAUCACACUCACCAAAAAUCCCUGGAAUUGAGAACCUGUUCAAUUUAACUUUGAACUACAGGCGAGAUGCCGAUAUUGAGGUUCCGUAUGGGUCUGUUGUGUCAACGCCGGAAGAUGAAACCUUUGUACUACCAAACAAGAAUAAGUUAGUUUGUUGGAUUGUAAGCAAUUGGAAUCCGGAACAUACCAGAGUGAAGUACUACAAUGAGCUGUACCAGCAUAUUGAGAUACACACAUAUGGACAAGCCUUUGGGGAAUAUAUUGGUGAGAAAGACUUUUUCCCCACAAUUGCCAGUUGCAAAUUCUAUCUGUCAUUUGAGAAUUCAAUACACAAAGACUAUAUCACUGAAAAACUGUACAACCCACUCUCUGUGGGCUCGGUGCCAAUCGUUCUUGGACCGUCAAGGCAAAAUUAUGAAAACUUUGUUCCUGGAAGUGCCUUUAUACACGUGGAUGAUUUUCUUUCCCCAAAAGAGUUGGCGGACCAUAUCUUACUGCUGGACAAGAACGAAGACAUGUACCUACAGUUCUUUGAGUGGCGUAAGCACUUUAAGGUAAAGAUGUCAUACUUCUGGGCAGAGCACACGUGUCGUGCCUGUGAUUACAUCAGCAAACACAAGGAAUACAAGGCAUGCAAUAACCUUGACACCUGGUACUGGGGGUGAAUUCUCAGAUUUGAAACAAGAAGGUUCUAUUGUUGGGAUCAAAGUUAUGCUGGUUUAUGGUGCGACUGCUGGAGAGAAGAACAUUAGAAGCAAGAUAUAAAAUGGAAGAAAUGCAUUAUGGGAAAAAAGUGGCUUAUGGGGGGUCUGCUUUUGUAAAAAACAAAAGAUAUAUAUAUAUAUAUACAUGGACAAGUUAAAUUCCCUUGAAUAUCACACCAUAAAGAAGGUUUGACUCCAACAACAUGAACAUUUGCCACCUUUCUCCAUUUCAGGAUGCCAACAAGCUCUUCAUUUUAGGGCUACGGACCACAAACUAACAUAAACACAGAUAUUUACCCACUGAAUAGACGUCAUUGUAUUACCCUGAAAUGUGCAAAUUCCAGCAAACAUUUAGUGAAUUCAUUUACUGUAAGAGACAUUUCAAUUUAAACAUUUUCAAGAAAACCCUAUCCUUGGUCUAAAUCAAAAGCAUUUGUUUACGUCGUGACAAAACUCAUGAGCAAUCGGUUUAGUGUCACUUGUGUCGUACUGUAUCAUGUCUCAUUGUAUAAAGAUGUGUAACCAACACAGAGAUGCAACUGGUACCUUGUUUGAUAUUGUAUCUUCAGAUAUUUCAAGGUUUAAAAUGGAAAAACCAUAUUGUUUUGACAAAUUAUGACUAUUUUUCACGGGAGAUUAGUUAUUUUACAAAGAAUAUAUAUGGUAAAUGUGAAGUGAGAAAACACAAAAAUAGUGAUUUAGGUGAAAAACCGCAAAGGAUAUUUAAUGGCGAAGAUGCAAAUUAUAUCAUAUACUGUGAAUUGUAUUGCACUGUGGGAGAACGUUCAAGCUGAAGUAAUGUGAAACGUAUGAGUCUUUGAAUGUUCAGACGGUCAAACAAAGCAGAAGAACCUGCAUGUGUCACAUGAUAGCGGAUAACUAGAGGUGAGAAAUGCCUUUAUUUAGCUUAUAUUUGUUCAUUCUGUUGCCUCUGAAGACAUUAUGACACUGGUUAGGUUGCACUUGCAUUUUCUCAAAGCCUGAUCCAUAAUGAUCUAUUUCUAUGGUUGUCUAGAUAGUUUACUUCAUACUGCUGUGUAAAGCAAUUUCAUUUUCAUGUUGAGAGAUUCCUAUAAUAUUGAGAAACUUAAUUAUAUAGGCUGUGGACACUCUUCCACACCUACCUCCAUGAAAAACCUACAUGCAUAGCUUAGAGUAGGGGACCUUUACUGUGUUAUUGGAUUUGAAAUAGUCCCAAAUUUACUCAAAUCAAUGACAUAGUUCGCUGUUAACUAAUAAGAAAUUUCUCAAGAGCUACUUUGUACUACUGUAGAAACACUGUAAAUUUGGUGGUCAUUAAAAUUCACAUUUUGCAUGCUAAAUGAAAUUCUGCAUUUUAGUAAAAGAUAAAGUGAAGAUUGUGAAGGUUUGGGUACAAGUCUGUAUGUCACUGGGGAUGAAAGUCACAUAGCAUUACAUUUGUAGAGCCUGUUGCAAUAAGAUACCUGACAUCAGUCAUUCUAUGCAGAGACAUUUUGUUUUCAAAAUAUAUAAACAUGUUUUUUCCACUUAGUGUCGAACACAAUGAUGUUUAGCUACAUUUGUAAGAAGGUUACUUGUUGUUAUUUUCAUGACAUCACUAGCAUGGUGGUCCUUCAUAUAACAGAUGUUCAUUAAUGUUCAUUAUUAAAAAAAUAAACUUAUUCAUCAGGAUAACUAG
Messenger RNA from Brienomyrus brachyistius, 3614 nucleotides. RefSeq names its product fucosyltransferase 9a (gene fut9a). The transcript is spliced from 4 exons. NCBI's taxonomy places the organism in Eukaryota, Metazoa, Chordata, Actinopteri, Osteoglossiformes, Mormyridae. Gene Ontology annotation, cellular component: membrane. Gene Ontology annotation, molecular function: alpha-(1->3)-fucosyltransferase activity. Bases 839 to 1915 code for a protein of 358 amino acids. The record is from RefSeq and is a predicted model, not a curated record.